GUUGCAUCGAGUCAACCUGAAUUUGUGUUCAAUUUUGCAGUGCAUUUCACAAAACUUGUAAUUUUUAUAAAUAAACAUUGUAAAUUCCAAUUGAAAUGGUAUAAACAGGACGAGAAGAAGUUGCAUUUGUACCAAAAUAAGCGUCAGAUGCCUUCCAGUGAAACGCAAUCGAUAAGAAUGGAGAGCGAAAUUGCAUGCAGCUUAGUUAGUAAGGAGCGAUCCGGACUAACACAAGCCGAAUUAUCGGAAAAUGCCGCAAGAGAAUUACAAGAGAUUCGCAAAUUACUGUGGGGUCCCAACAUACGUGUGGAUGUGUUUCGACGUUGGUCCCAAGGCUUCGAAUUUAGUGAUACAGAACCAUCAGCUUUGGUGCAGAAAGAGGGUGGACCAUGUGCUGUGAUAGCGCCCGUACAGGCAAACCUGUUAAAAAUACUUAUUAUGGAUACGCCAGGUCACUUUCUCAAAGACCUCACGCAAGAUAAGUGUCGACACCUGUUAAUACAAGCGUUAUGCGCCAUUCUGAGUAAGUGCUGUGCCAAACGCUUUCGAAUUGUUUCGCUGCCGAUGGAGCAAUGCGCGGAAGCCAAAGAAGUCGUGAACGCCGCAAGUGACAUUCCAGAUGUAAAGCUGAGUACAGAAACUUUGGAAGAGGCUACGACAGAACCGGUCGAUGCUGGUGCGGCAACUACCGUGCGUGUAGCCGAUGCACGUGAGGUCUCUUCAGAUGCAUAUCAUGAGGGUCUACAAGUGCUAAACUUUGACACGAUUGAAGAAGUGGAGAAAUAUUAUACGGAACACUGGCAAGUGCUCUCUGGCCAAUAUGGCGUUAUGCUCUUCCUUUAUUCAGUGCUGCUCACGAAGAACAUUGAUAAUGUUAUUUCGGAAUUGUCCGAUACCUCUGAGCCGCUGAUACACAAUACAUAUGGCUAUGGGUCGCAAGCGCUCAUAAAUCUAAUGUUAACAGGACGCGCUGUAGCGCAUGUAUGGGAUAAUGAUCAGGAUGUUGGUGGCUUAAAGUUGCGCGGCAUUAAUGAGCAAAGCGAUAUUGGUUUUAUCACAUUAAUGGAGCAAAUGCGUUAUUGCACCGUCGGUUCAUUCUAUAAGAAUCCCAAAAACCCUGUUUGGGUGAUGGGUUCAGAGACGCAUUUAACUGUUCUGUUUAGUACUGAAAAGAGGCUGGUGUCACCCGAAACACCUUCAGAGCUGGCAAGACGCGUUUUCAAAUCGUAUGAUCCUGAAGGUAAUAAUUUUAUACCGGCCGAUGUGCUACAAGAUGUUUUGGCCGCAUUGGAUUUGGUCAACGAGCCUGAGUAUGUGGAAAUCAUGCAAAAACGUCUCGAUCCGGAGGGCUUACACAUUAUUCUCUUAAAUGCAUUUAUGGACGAGUUCUUCCCACAGGAGCAGCGAUCAACACCUGAUACAUUUGAUUUAAUGCACUACAAUGGCAUACCCGGUUCAAAUGAAGGCAACAAAGUACGUUAUUGCAAAGGUUCUGCCAUAUUGCUUGAAAGCGACUUAAAAUCGGUAUGCAUCUCCAAUCCAAUGCUAACAUGUUUGCAGACAAAGUGGCCAAAUAUUGAAAUUAAUUGGCAUGACAUGCGGAUACCAUCGUUGAAUUGACGACACAUUGCUAUAAGCCAAUACCCUAUGCAAUAAUGCAUAAUGCACACAAAUCGAAUCGCUAAUUUAAAGCAAUUUUGUUUAUUUUUGCCGCAUACAAGAUGACUUCAUACAAAGUCAAAUGAAAGCGGCGAGCUGUUAUAAUACUAAAUAUGAAAUAUGGAUAUGUUUUUGCAAAGCACAGAAUACAAAAAAGGAUUAUAAUUUCAGUUAAAACUUACUAGAACUAAUUUUUUAACA
Messenger RNA from Bactrocera tryoni, 1860 nucleotides. RefSeq names its product ubiquitin carboxyl-terminal hydrolase MINDY-3 homolog. The record is from RefSeq and is a predicted model, not a curated record. The coding region runs from base 148 to 1620 and encodes 490 amino acids. Gene Ontology annotation, molecular function: K48-linked deubiquitinase activity; calcium ion binding; cysteine-type deubiquitinase activity. Lineage: Eukaryota; Metazoa; Arthropoda; Insecta; Diptera; Tephritidae. The transcript has 8 exons. Gene Ontology annotation, biological process: protein K48-linked deubiquitination.